Messenger RNA from Geodia barretti, 246 nucleotides. Lineage: Eukaryota; Metazoa; Porifera; Demospongiae; Tetractinellida; Geodiidae. The record is from the annotation of a GenBank genome assembly.
CUGCCUCGAGAACUGUGCCAGCAGGUGGCAGAGUCGAUGGAGAUGGAUGACGAGUCGUGUGGGGAAGCCCUGAACUUCUUUGACAGUUUGAACAUGCUGUUCUACUUCCCCGACAUCCUUCCCCAGCUGGUGUUCAUGGAGCCACAGAUGUUGCUGGAUAAGGUCUCGGAGCUGGUGGAGGAGACCUACCACAUGAGGCAGGGAAGAAGGGCCAGCCGUGCCGGGGGAGAAGCUGAGAUUCCGUGA